This is a messenger RNA of Uncinocarpus reesii 1704, 3471 nucleotides long. RefSeq lists its product as uncharacterized. NCBI's taxonomy places the organism in Eukaryota, Fungi, Ascomycota, Eurotiomycetes, Onygenales, Onygenaceae. Bases 1 to 3471 code for a protein of 1156 amino acids. Gene Ontology annotation, cellular component: peroxisomal membrane; peroxisome; cytosol. The transcript has 3 exons. Gene Ontology annotation, biological process: protein import into peroxisome matrix. Gene Ontology annotation, molecular function: ATP binding; ATP hydrolysis activity. The record is from RefSeq and is a predicted model, not a curated record.
AUGUCCUCGUUGAAUUACAGUAUCGAGCAGCUUCGUCUAGCUCACCCGGGGCUGCACCAUCGCAAAGAUUCGCAUAUACAGGCUGGACGGGGAUGCCUAGUCGGCCUGCUUUUACAUCUGGACCCCCCCGUGGCGCAUACCAUUAAUAUCGAGCCUUUGACUCCGACUGAUUGGGAAAUCAUCGAAUUACAUGCAAACUUUUUGGAGUUGAACCUCCUCUCUCAAAUCCGUGCCCUUCCCAACCCUUCUUACGCCAAUGCAGCAUCGGGCCAGGCAGAUAAGCCUCAUCCUCUCACUCUCCACCUUUCUCCAACUUCAACAGCAAAUAUUGUCGUAACAUCUUUAACACCUUCUCCCUCUUCAUCGUCCCCAUUUGCGAAAAUCGCGCCUGACGCUGAAGUUAUCGUUGCACCGAAGGUUCGCCCCAAGUCUUCGAGGCCUGCCCGCGGAGAGACCCGGAGCGUUACAAGUACAAGCCGGAAAAGCCUUGGGGGCCGGAGCAGUAGCAGCACUGUCCGGCCAAAAAGUCGAGAUUCCGAACCCGCAUCCCGAGGAGCGUUGUACUUUCGUGGCGUUGACAGCAAAUUCGCUUCGGAUUGUUUUGAUGAAGAGGUCGAGGAACUCAGCAAUGAAGGCCUCAGAGCAUGGGUCCAUCGUGAUGCACUCGCAAAAUAUGAGCUACGAGGUGCCACAUAUGUGUGUGUGUCUGUCGUUCGUCCUGCCGGUUUGUUACCACCCGUUGAUCCACAGCAACAUAUCCAGCAGAAGGAGCAAGAAUCGUCAGAGUCUGGUGAGAUUAAUAGAAAGCUCGUUGCGAGAAUUUAUCCUUGGGAUGAUUGCCCUGAUUCUGGUCAUGUUGCACUCUCUUCCAUGUUGUGCUCUAUGCUAGGAUCCGAAGGUAUGGUUGGAGGAGUAAUUCGAAUCGAAGCCGCACCGACCCAGAGACCCGGCAUCAAAUCGGUUAAAAUAUUUCCAUUUAACUCUGAUUCCUCGAAGAAAAAGGAGGGCUUGAAGUUUGGAGGAGAAUCCGUGGCUUAUAAAGAGGCUUUAGUCGAGCGGUUAAAGGCCAUUUACGGCAGCCCCGGCUCUGAUACUGGAAUAUUUGGAGGGCCGAUAACAGACGGUAUGAUUCUUCCAAAAUUAGAAGACCCAACUAGGUCACUCGAAUUUGAGGAAGCUAUGAUCCGUUUUGAACCGCCUCCCAAAACACCUCCAGAAAGCAAAGCCCCACUAGGUUGGAUUUUGGGUACAGAGUCGAAAUUCGCGCUCGAAAUUCAACCAGCUAUUACGAAGCCGGCAGAGAGCAACUUUGUGUCUCUUCCCGCAGAUGAGAUACUACCGGAUGAUGUCCCAGAGAUGGUCGGAAUCGACUCCGUCAUCGACAAUUGCAUGUCAAACUUGACCCGCGCAUCAUCGAUCCUUGUCACUGGGGGCCUGGGGUCCGGGAAGACGUCACUAUGCUAUGUUUUAGGACAGCAAUUGCGGGAGGAUUAUUUAUUUAACGUGUCUUACUUUCCGUGCCGGAAAUUAGUCACCGACGAAACGCGCAUUUCGAUGAUAAAAGAUACCUUGCAUCGCCUGUUCCUAUCUGCCUCUUGGUGCGCUAGACUGGGUGGCAAGUCAAUUGUUAUCUUGGAUGAUAUAGAUAAGCUCUGUCCUGUCGAAACUGAGCUUCAAGUGGGUGGUGAAAAUGGAAGAAGCCACCAAAUCAGUGAGAUAUUUUGCUCGAUUGUCAGAGAGUUCUGCUCUGCAAAUUCCCCAGUUGUGCUCUUGGCUACCGCCCAAUCCAAAGAGUCUAUCAACAACGUUGUCAUAGGGGGUCAUGUUGUUCGAGAAAUCGUGAGCUUAAAAGCUCCAAAUAAAGAAGGGAGGCGAAAGGUUUUGGAGAAAUUGACAAGUGAAGAUAAACCGCCGGGGAUUCUUUCAAAUACCGUUAACGGGUAUUCUCAUAGCCGCAAACCCUCGUCUCAAGAUUCCUGGCUGGAUCCCUCCAACCCUGCAACUAGACCUGGCUCUUCAGAAGAGCAGGAUGGCUUCGUCUUGAGCCGCGAUCUCGACUUUCUAGACCUAGCAGGCAAGACGGACGGGUACAUGCCCGGGGACCUUGUUCUCCUAGUCUCUCGCGCAAGGAACGAAGCGCUAAUCCGUGCGGUUCAAGAUAUCGAUGCUUCGUCGUCCGCUAUUGCUCUUGGUACUGAAGAUUUCGAAAGGGCACUGAAAGGCUUCACCCCGGCAUCACUUCGCAAUGUCACUCUAACAUCUUCCUCCACGACUUUCGCCGCGAUAGGAGGCUUGCAUGACACUAGGAAAACUCUCCUUGAAACGCUCCAGUAUCCGACAAAAUAUGCCCCCAUUUUUGCGCAGUGCCCCCUUCGCUUGCGAUCUGGCCUCUUACUUUAUGGUUUUCCUGGGUGUGGAAAGACGCUCCUUGCAAGUGCAGUUGCCGGCGAAUGCGGUCUCAAUUUCAUCAGUGUCAAGGGUCCUGAAAUUCUUAAUAAAUACAUCGGUGCUAGUGAGAAGAGCGUUCGAGAUCUCUUUGAGAGAGCUGAAGCUGCUAGACCAUGUAUUCUAUUCUUUGAUGAGUUUGACAGUAUUGCACCAAAACGUGGACAUGAUUCAACUGGUGUGACUGAUCGCGUUGUCAACCAACUUCUUACUCAGAUGGACGGUGCAGAAGGAUUAUCUGGUGUGUACGUUCUCGCUGCUACGUCACGGCCAGAUCUUAUCGACCCAGCGUUGCUCCGGCCCGGUCGACUUGAUAAGUCGCUCCUUUGCGAUAUGCCGAAUCAUGAAGACAGAGCGGAUAUCAUCACGGCGCUUGCAAAGAAGCUAAAACUUAGCGAGGAAGUUAUGGAACAUAUCGGUACCAUAGCUGACCGGACGGAAGGUUAUUCUGGUGCUGACCUCCAGGCUGUCGUAUACAAUGCACACCUGGAAGCUAUUCAUGAUGCACUAGGUGAUCGAUCGUCAGAGAAGCCACAAACUAAACCCAAUUCGAUGCCAAACGGUGUCAAUGGUAUAAAUAGUGAUCAAAAGACAAACAAGCCUUUCAUCCAGUUCCUAUACGAUCCAGAAGAACACGCCAUUGCUACCUCAACUGGACGAGCACGGGUUUCGGCAUCAUCACCAUCCCUAACCCCUCCAGCCGUCAUCGCCGCCAAAUUAGAAAUAUUGAAGAAGGCAAGACGGCGGCAGCGAGAAGCUGAACGUGGUCCCACUUCCGACGCCUACGUCAACGAUGGUGUCAACGGCGUCGAAGGUAUAUCAGACAACGAUAGAGAUUCAAGUAACGAUAUUCAAAUCGAGUGGGUUCAUAUUGAGCGCUCAUUGGAAACCACAAGGUGUUCCAUCAGUGACGUUGAGAGAAGAAGAUUAAGGGCAAUAUACUCUGAGUUUAUCGAAGGAAGAAAUGGAGAGAUGCCGACUGGUGAGGGAGCAAGGGAGAUUGGUGGGAGAACCAGCUUAAUGUAA